Euleptes europaea (tarantolino) is the source of this 483-nucleotide messenger RNA. RefSeq names its product lens fiber membrane intrinsic protein-like. NCBI's taxonomy places the organism in Eukaryota, Metazoa, Chordata, Lepidosauria, Squamata, Sphaerodactylidae. Gene Ontology annotation, cellular component: plasma membrane. The record is from RefSeq and is a predicted model, not a curated record. The coding region runs from base 1 to 483 and encodes 160 amino acids. The transcript is spliced from 4 exons.
AUGGAUGGCCUGAGGAUUGCUGCCUCCUUCUGUUCCUUCUUAAGCCUCUUGCUGCUUAUCGUUGGUAUGGCUUCAGACUAUUGGAUAACGUUUGGAACCGAUUCGGUGGGACUCUGGAGACUGUGUUCAGGCAUUUGUUUGUCAUUUUCAAUGGAUGUGGAUGCUUAUAUCCACGCCACCCGAGCCUUCCUCCUGAUGGGCAUGUUCGCUGGUGCUGCCUCUUUUUUUAGCCUUUGUGCCUCAUUUUAUCGACCUAAGAUUGGCUCCAUUUCUACAGCUGUUCUUGCAGUCCUAGCCAGCAUUGCAGCAGGUGUUUGCUCCCUGAUCGCCAUGGCAUCUUUCACAGGAGUGUCCGUUGCCCGCUACAUGGGACCCGGGGAAAACUUCGGAUGGUCCUUCGGUUUGGGCUGGGCCUCAUUCCCUCUGUUUCUUAUAACUGGUGGGCUUGCUUACAUGUUAGUCCAUCGUACUACAGAAGAGUGA